AUGGACAGCAGCCCCCUGGAGCAACUGGACGCCGCCGGCUUCCUGCACGUCUGGCAGCGCUUCGACGCCGACGACAAUGGUUACAUAGAGGGGAAGGAGCUUGAUAAUUUUUUUCAUCAUCUACUGAAGAAACUGGGCACAUCUGAUGCCAUAACAGAGGAAAAGCUUCAGAGGGUGAAAGAGCGAUUCAUGUCUGCCUACGAUGUCACUGCAGAUGGACGUUUACAAAUACAUGAGCUUGCAUAUAUGAUCUUGCCAGAGGAUGAGAACUUUCUGCUGCUUUUCCGACGGGAAACACCCUUGGACAACAGUGUGGAGUUUAUGCGGAUUUGGCGCAAAUAUGAUGCUGAUAGCAGUGGAUUUAUUUCAGCUGGCGAGCUCAAAGACUUCCUGGGAGAUCUCUUUUUGCAGCACAGAAAGAUGAUUCCUGAGGCAAAGCUGGAAGAAUACACUGAUACAAUGAUGAAGAUCUUUGACAAAAAUAAAGAUGGACGAUUGGAUCUGAAUGACCUGGCAAGGAUUUUGGCACUCCAGGAAAAUUUCCUCCUUCAAUUUAAAAUGGAUGCUUGUAGUAAAGAAGAAAGGAAGAACGAUUUUGAGAAAAUCUUUGCACACUACGAUGUUAGUAAAACAGGAGAACUGGAAGGUCCAGAAGUGGAUGGGUUUGUCAAAGAUAUGAUGGAGCUUGUCAAGCCCAGCAUUAGUGGUGUGGACCUGGAUAAGUUCCGUCAGAUUCUGCUCCAUCACUGUGAUGUGAACAAGGAUGGAAAAAUUCAAAAAUCUGAAUUAGCCUUGUGUCUUGGGCUUAAAAUGAACCCAUAGAUUUGAAUGCGCUUCACCUAUUGUUUGCAAUGUUUUCUUUGUAAGAACUUACUGCUGCCGGUAGAACUCUUUCAGUGCUGUGUUAACAAUCUGUGUGAUAGUGCUGAACGUGGAAGAUAUAGGCACCUCACUGCUGUAAUGAAAGUGCAUUUGCACCAGGAUGCCACAGAGUGGAGAAUGCAUGAAGGGCCUUUCAAUUCAAUAACUAGAUUCACAUUGUUCAGUAGAAGAAAUUACGUGUGGGGCCUCUGUAUUUUUUAUAAAUAAUGUCCAUAUCCACAGACAUACCAGUUUAUCAAAAAUGGGGGAUGUCGUUCCAUUACUUCCUUCAUAAAAUACUGCCACAAUCAGUUCUUUGGCGUAGGAUGAGUCUUUCCUUAAAAUGUAAGAUUAGUGCUCUCAUACUG
This is a messenger RNA of Terrapene triunguis (Three-toed box turtle), 1229 nucleotides long. It is a transcript of the gene SCGN, whose product is annotated as secretagogin, EF-hand calcium binding protein. The transcript is spliced from 11 exons. Gene Ontology annotation, biological process: regulation of presynaptic cytosolic calcium ion concentration; regulation of long-term synaptic potentiation. Lineage: Eukaryota; Metazoa; Chordata; Testudines; Emydidae. Bases 1 to 822 code for a protein of 273 amino acids. Gene Ontology annotation, molecular function: calcium ion binding. The record is from RefSeq and is a predicted model, not a curated record. Gene Ontology annotation, cellular component: synapse; dendrite; cytosol.